This is a messenger RNA of Coccinella septempunctata (seven-spotted ladybird), 1605 nucleotides long. RefSeq names its product serine protease gd-like. The transcript is spliced from 8 exons. Gene Ontology annotation, biological process: proteolysis. Lineage: Eukaryota; Metazoa; Arthropoda; Insecta; Coleoptera; Coccinellidae. Gene Ontology annotation, molecular function: serine-type endopeptidase activity. The record is from RefSeq and is a predicted model, not a curated record. Bases 137 to 1597 code for a protein of 486 amino acids.
AAAAAAUCACUGAUCGCUUUAAUUUGAUCAUCAUCUAAUAAUAUCUUCGGCGUGAAUAUUUCUAGAUUGAGGCAGGCUAUUAAAGUGGUAGAUGGUAGAUAGGUGAUUAUUCGAUAAUGAUGUUUAAUACAGGUAGAUGCUCACAAGAUUUUCAUUUUUCUUACUGCUUCUCUGUGAAAGGACAAUGAUGUACUCUUGUCUUUUGAUGCUGCUCUUUGUCGGAUCUGUUUUUUCAAGAUCUGACUCCAACCUACCUCCAAAUCCUUGUCCAAACGUGUUCAACUAUUAUUACGAUAUAGAUGGGAGUAUUUUUGGAGAAAUCAUCGUACCAAACGAUGGAUCCACUGUUUUUAGGAUGGAAGUGAACGUUUCUUACGUAGGGAUAUUCGACGAACAAUCUAGACCGAAAGUUAAACUGGAUUUGACAACAGCCAAAGAGUAUCUUCUAGAUGCCAGACAGCUGACCUAUAAAAUGACUUUCGAUAAACAGGAUAAAAUACCAAGGGUGACGCAGAUUAGGUUCAACGAUAGGGUUUAUUGUAGGGGCCCUUCUGGACCUUUGACCAGCGAGGGAAUAUCUGAUCUGUGGGUUUUCAAAGAGACAAGAUUACAAACGUUUACGUAUUACCCUGAUGAUCCUAAGCCGAUGAGACCAAUACCAAGGAUGAAGCCAACUAUGCCACCUUUCAUUCCUCCAAGAACCACAACAGCAUAUCCAUGGAUAUCAGCGUAUGAUAAAACCGAGAGCUAUGGACGUCCUGAACGGAUUGUGGAAAAUCCAGGAAACGAUCAAGACUGCGGUGUCCCUUUGAGCUCCAAAACAAUUAAUUUAAUAACAGACGGUAGUAACACCACCCAGAAUGAGUUCCCAUGGUUGGUAGCCCUUUAUCAUUGGAAAGGGCUAAAUUACGAAUUCAGGUGCACCGCUAACUUGGUGGACAAUAUGCACGUUAUAACAGUCGCGAGCUGUUUGAAAUUCUACAAAUCCGACCUGGUCAAGCAGAAUGAUAUACUGUUGGUAUUCGGAAAGUCAAAUUUGAGGCAGUGGGCUGCCAAAUCGGACGCUGUUGUGCGUACGGUCGCAGCGGUGGACGUGAAUCCGGAAUACACCCAGUAUAGCGGUCACGGGGAUAUGGCGCUGCUCACCCUGCAACAGCCUGUACAGUAUUCGGCGUCCAUCAGGCCGAUUUGCCUCUGGAAAGGGAGUCCUGAUGUCCAGGAGGUAAUCAACAGAUAUGGCACGGUGGCAGGUUGGGGAAAAGAUGAGAAUCAAGUGGAGUUUUCGACGAACGCUAAGAAGGUUCAGAUGCCCGUGGUUUCCGAGCAGAUGUGCAUGAUGUCAAAUCCUGAAUUCGCAAAGCUCGUCUCCUAUAAAACAUUCUGCGCUGGUGAAAGGAAUGGAAGAGGACCUUGCACAGGAGACAUAGGUUCCCCAUUUAUGCUGCAAAUGAAUGGUAAAUGGUAUCUCAGGGGUAUGGUAAGCCAAGCAAUCGUUAAUAGAGGGACAUCCCAAUGUAAUUUAAAUGAGUAUAUAGUCUUCUCUGACGUGGCCAAAUAUUCUAGAUGGGUGUCGACAAAGCUGAAUAACAAUACGUAAUAAUUUAA